Laetiporus sulphureus 93-53 is the source of this 3186-nucleotide messenger RNA. RefSeq lists its product as uncharacterized. The record is from RefSeq and is a predicted model, not a curated record. Gene Ontology annotation, biological process: valyl-tRNA aminoacylation. The coding region runs from base 1 to 3186 and encodes 1061 amino acids. The transcript has 20 exons. Gene Ontology annotation, cellular component: cytosol. Lineage: Eukaryota; Fungi; Basidiomycota; Agaricomycetes; Polyporales; Laetiporaceae. Gene Ontology annotation, molecular function: ATP binding; valine-tRNA ligase activity; aminoacyl-tRNA deacylase activity.
AUGUCACAAACUCCCUCUGCAUCGGACACUCCCUCCGUGUCGGCGACUCCUUCUGUUUCUGGGACUUCAACCCCCAAUAAUGGCGGGACGGGCACCCCAUCAAAAAGCGCGGCGAAGAAGGAAGCCAAACGCUUGGAGAAGGAGGCUAAGCUUGCAGCCAAGGUGGCGAAGGUAGCGGCAGCUUCCCCCGCAGGCGAGAAGAAGGCAAAGGCAGAGAAGGAGAAGAAGCCAGAGGAAGCACCCUUUGUUAACACCACACCAAAAGGAGCGAAGAAGGAUCUCUCGCAGCCGAUGGCAAGUGGGUACAACCCGAUUGCCGUAGAAUCUGCUUGGUACGAGUGGUGGGACGCACAAAGAUUCUUCUCGCCCCAGUUGACCCCAGAAGGGCAGAUCAAGCCCGAAGGAUUGUUUGUGAUUCCUGCACCACCUCCGAAUGUCACCGGGAGCCUUCACAUAGGACAUGCCCUAACUGUUGCCAUCCAAGAUACUCUCAUACGAUGGAAUCGUAUGCUGGGCAAAACCACGCUGUUUGUACCAGGGUUCGAUCAUGCGGGUAUCUCAACCCAAUCCGUAGUUGAGAAGAGGUUGUACAAGUCCUCCGGCAGGACGCGGCAUGACCUUGGUCGCGAAAAGUUUCUGGAGACCGUUUGGGAGUGGAAAAAUGACUACCAGAAGAAGAUCGCCAAUCAAAUGCGCCGUCUUGGAGGAAGUUACGACUGGACGCGCGUUGCAUUCACUAUGGAUGAGCGCUUGUCAAAAGCUGUAAUCGAGACAUUCUGCCGCCUGCACGAAGAUGGGAUUCUCUACCGUGCAAACCGUUUGGUAAACUGGUGUGUGAAGUUGAACACCACGCUAUCGAACCUCGAGGUCGAGCAGAAGCAACUCACAGGAAGGACAUUGAUGAACGUUCCGGGCUACGAUCCGAAGGAGAAGUUCGAGUUUGGCGUCAUUACCUCUUUCGCCUACCCGAUCGAGGGUUCUGACGAGAAGAUCAUUAUUGCCACGACUCGUCCCGAGACCAUGUUAGGCGAUACUGCUAUCGCUGUCCACCCUGAUGAUGCUCGUUACAAGCAUCUGCAUGGCAAAUUUGUCAUCCACCCUUUCCUCGACAGACGCCUCCCCAUCAUCACGGACUCGAUUAUCGUCGACAUGGAGUUCGGGACCGGUGCUGUCAAGAUAACCCCGGCACAUGACCCGAACGAUUAUGAGGUCGGAGUGCGGCAUAACCUGUCAUUCAUCAACAUCCUGAAUGAUGAUGGCACUCUCAAUGCUAAUGCCGGCAAGAAGUUCAAGGGCAUGAAAAGGUUUCAUGCCCGCGUGGCUGUCGUCAGUGCACUGAAGGAGGCCGGUCUGUAUGUCGAAACGAAGGAUAACCCCAUGCAGAUCCCCAUCUGCAGCAAAUCGGGCGACGUCAUCGAACCUGUCCUCAAGCCGCAGUGGUGGGUCAGCUGCAAACCGCUCGCUGAGGAGGCGCUCAAACGUACUCGGGCAGGCGAAUUGUACAUCUCGCCGAAGGCAUCGGAGACGGAGUGGUACCGCUGGCUGGAAGGCAUUCAGGAUUGGUGUGUUUCUCGUCAGUUGUGGUGGGGUCAUCGGUGUCCCGCGUACUUUGUGCGGAUCGAGGGCCAGGAUCAGGAUAGUACCGACGGCAAGCAUUGGGUCGUCGGUCGCAAUCUUGCUGAGGCGACCGAGCGUGCGAAGAAAUUGGCCAAUGGCGCGAAGUUCACACUUGAGCAGGACGAGGACGUCCUUGACACCUGGUUCUCGUCUGGACUCUGGCCGUUCUCUAUCAUGGGCUGGCCAGAACAGACUCUCGAUCUAAAGAUGUUCUACCCGGCAUCGAUGCUCGAGACGGGCUGGGACAUCCUCUUCUUCUGGGUCGCGCGCAUGGUGCUUCUCGGUGUCCAUCUGACGGGCAAGAUGCCGUUCAAGGAGGUCCUGUGUCACGCCAUGAUUCGCGAUGCGCACGGACGCAAGAUGAGCAAGUCGCUUGGGAAUGUGAUCGACCCGAUCGACGUUAUUCAGGGACUGUCUCUCGAGGACCUGCAUCAGAAGCUGUAUGAGGGCAACCUGGACGACCGCGAGAUCGCGAAAGCGAAGGUCGGCCAGAAGAAGGAUUUCCCGAAAGGAAUUCCUCAGUGUGGUACCGACGCACUGCGUUUCGCCUUGUGUGCUUACUCCGGCGGAGGCAGGGAUAUCAACUUGGAGAUCCUGCGCGUCGAGGGUUAUCGCAAGUUCUGCAACAAAAUCUUCAACGCUACCAAGUUUGCUAUGCUCAAGCUUGACGAGGAGUUUGUCCCUGCGCCUGCUGCCAAGCCGACAGGCAAAGAGAGCCUCGUGGAGCACUGGAUCAUGCACAAGCUCAACAUCGCCGCGUGCGAGAUCAACCGACAGUUGCAGGAGCGCAACUUCAUGGCCGCUACGACUGCAGCUUACAAUUUCUGGUUGUACGAGUUGUGCGAUGUUUACAUUGAAGCCAUGAAGCCCAUGACCGACGGAUCGGCAUCGGCGGAGACAAAACGAUCGGCACAGCAGACAUUGUAUACCUGUUUGGACCAUGGUUUGCGCUUGCUCCAUCCGUUCAUGCCGUUUGUCACGGAAGAACUCUGGCAGCGUCUGCCACGCAGGCCGAAUGACUCCACGCCGUCGAUCAUGGUCGCAAAAUUCCCAACCUUUGACGAGGCGCUUGUGUUUCAAAAUGCUGAGAGAGAGUUUGACCUCGUAUUCGCCGCGAUCAAGACUGGACGCUCACUCGCAGCGUCAUACAACCUCCAAACCGACAUACAACUGUUCGUGCGCGCUCAGUCCGGCAACGAAGCCGCGCUCUUCGAGAGCCAGGUACCGACAAUGACCGCUCUGACGAAGAAUUGCAAAUUUGUCAAGGUUGUACGCGAACUGGAGGACGUGCCCGCUGGGUGCGGGUCUGCCGUCAUCUCGCCUACUGUCGUUAUGCACAUCCUCGUGCGGGGGCAGGUGGACAUCGACGUCGAGAUUAUGAAGUGCAACAAGAAGCUCGGUUUGGCGCGCAUGAACCUCGAGAAGGUGAGGAAGGUGGAGGCGCAGUCCGGCUAUGCGGAUACCGUGCCCGAGGAUGUGCGCCUUGUCAACGAGGAUAAACGGAAAACGGUUGAGGCUGACGUUGCGAAUUUGGAACUGUCAAUUGAGAUGUUCGAGAAGCUGAAGUAA